AAAGCCUCGACUACCAUCAGUUCCUCAGCUGACUCGUUGAUUGUCAGUCUUCGCUCAGCAGAAAAAAAAUGAAAUUCACGAUUUCUUUUGUUCUUCUCCUAUUGGCUCUGGCCGUUUCUGCUGAGGAAUUGAAACCAACGGAAGUUGCUUCCGACCAGGACGCUCAAGAAUGGCAUGGACGGCGCUAUUACGGUCAUCAUUAUUAUUACCCUUAUGGUUACAACGUUUACGACUACUAUCGCGCACUUACGGACACUGGCGCGGCCGUCGAUCGGCGGAAACUGACGUUGUUGAUCAGAAAACGGAAGAAACUCGCCACUCCGGUUGGGGAUACCAUCGCGGGUAUUACGGUCACGGUGGUUAUGCUUAUUACCGGCCUUAUUCUUAUUACAGCCGGCCAUCGGUUUCCUAUUCGUAUCGAUACUAUCACUGAAUGUUCUUCUAGUGAACAGCUUUACUACCGCUUUUGUUAUCCUGGAAUUCAGCAAAUCCUUUGGAAUGAUACUCUUUCGUUGCCAAUAAAAAAGCACCAAUUUUUUCGCAAUGAUAUGAAUUGUUUUUGAUAAAGAGAACCCUUUGUUUGGCAACAGCUGGGAUGGACUUAAUUUAGGUUAUACUUUAUCGCACAGAUAAUGAAAAUGUCUCAAAAUAUCUCGUUUGAUUAAAAAAAAAGAAACAGUAACCAGUU
Daphnia magna is the source of this 688-nucleotide messenger RNA. RefSeq lists its product as uncharacterized. The coding region runs from base 69 to 563 and encodes 164 amino acids. The transcript has 2 exons. The record is from RefSeq and is a predicted model, not a curated record. Lineage: Eukaryota; Metazoa; Arthropoda; Branchiopoda; Diplostraca; Daphniidae.